Cucumis melo (muskmelon) is the source of this 1516-nucleotide messenger RNA. RefSeq lists its product as uncharacterized. The coding region runs from base 226 to 1203 and encodes 325 amino acids. The record is from RefSeq and is a predicted model, not a curated record. Lineage: Eukaryota; Viridiplantae; Streptophyta; Magnoliopsida; Cucurbitales; Cucurbitaceae. The transcript is spliced from 6 exons. Gene Ontology annotation, biological process: protein transport.
AAAGAUUUUCUGUAAUGGAUUGGCUGGUAAGGAAACGGAAGAACUUUUUCAUAAUCGAUCGAAUCAGCUCUGCAAAUAACGCGGCUCGGGGAACCGAAGGCUCACACCAUUCAAAUAAUUCUUCCAAGGAAGACUGUUCCGACCUUAAUAUUAAAAGGGCAAAAAGAAAAGAAAAAAAAAAAAAAAAACAGUACACACACAUUCAUCUUCUUCCUUUAAUCUUCAAUGUCACUCCUCAAUCAACUCUUUAACAGAGGUGUCUUUGCCGGAAAAUGCAAAACUUGCUUGAGCUUAGCAAUCUCGCGGAUCAAGUUGCUGCAGAAUAAGAGGGAUCUGCAACUGAAGCUUAUGCGAAAGGAGAUUGCACAAUUCUUGCAGACAGGGCAGGAACAAAUAGCUCGAAUUCGGGUGGAGCAUGUAAUACGGGAACAAAACAUAUGGGAUGCAUAUGAAAUUUUAGAGCUGUUUUGUGAGUUUGUUCUUGCACGUGUCCCAAUCAUCGAAAGCCAGAGAGAAUGUCCCGUUGAACUGCGAGAGGCUAUUGCAAGCAUAAUAUUUGCUGCUCCUAGAUGUUCCGACCUUCCAGAUUUGCUUCAGCUGAAGAAUUUGUUUGCAGUGAAAUAUGGGAAAGAAUUUGUCUCUGCUAUUUCAGAGCUUCGUCCUGAUUCUGGAGUUAAUCGAUCAAUUAUUGAAAAGCUUUCAGUCAGUGCUCCUCCUGGGGAACUAAAGCUCAAGGUCAUGAAGGAGAUUGCUAAACAACACGGACUCAACUGGGAUUCUUCGAGCACAGUAUCUGAAUUUAGUAAAACCCACGAAGAUCUGCUGGGCGGACCCAAGGGAGUACAAGGAGCAGCAGUCUCUCAAACUCCUCAACACAGCUUCUUGAAUCCUUCCAUUUCUUAUGGGUCGGCACUUCUUGCUGCAUCUCCCAUGGGAAAGAAAGAACCCGAACACCACCAUGCAGUCGGCCCAAUUAACUAUAAUACGAAUGAAAUCAAACCAGAACCUAAAAGUUUUGAUGUCAAACCAGAAGUUGCUGCUAAAUUAGAUACAAGACCACCACCAUCUGACGUAUUAGAGAAAGCCAAAGCUGCCAUUGCUUCAGCUGAGCGUGCCACUGCAGCAGCCCGAGUAGCUGCAGAGCUAGCAAAUGUCAACCUUGGAACAAUGAAGUUCGAAGGAGGACAAACUUCGGAGUGCUGAAGACAAAAAGAAAUGUAAUUUAUACCUUUGUUUGAUACCGGACUCGUGCAUAAAGUCUGUUUGAUGUUAGUUGAGUCUUAAAAUCUUGAAGAGUGAUGAGUCAGUCAACCAGUGGAUCCAAAUCUAUGUAAUUAAUACAGUUUCAAGUAAACUUUAUUUUCAAGUAUUUGUUGUAAAAUACUCAAGUUCUUAUUUCACAAAGUCUCACCUUUGGUGAUGUUGGUCUAGUUCUAAUGGUUCAGCAGUUUGAUAUGAAUGUCACAUUAGAUGAAAAGUAAGUUUGCUCUAAAAUAUGAGCAAUGUUCUUCCUUCA